Messenger RNA from Nothobranchius furzeri (turquoise killifish), 5614 nucleotides. RefSeq names its product neuropeptide Y receptor Y2 (gene npy2r). Gene Ontology annotation, molecular function: neuropeptide binding; neuropeptide Y receptor activity. The record is from RefSeq and is a predicted model, not a curated record. Gene Ontology annotation, biological process: G protein-coupled receptor signaling pathway. Gene Ontology annotation, cellular component: plasma membrane; neuron projection. NCBI's taxonomy places the organism in Eukaryota, Metazoa, Chordata, Actinopteri, Cyprinodontiformes, Nothobranchiidae.
GUCAAAUAGCUAAAAUAUCCUAUUAAAUAUAAGUAUUUUGAAAGUUUUCCCAAUUUAAAUCAGCUAAAAGCUUAUCAAAUGUAUAAAUAUUUUAUUUCAAUGCAGUUUUAUUUUUAAAUCACUUCUAUAAAAGACCUGUAGUUCAUCGUAGGUAAAGUAUUUGCAGCUUUUGCGCAGUAAGAAAAAAAAGUUUUACUUUAUUUCUGUCAUGGUUCUGUGAUGGCCUGGAGACCUGCUCAGGGUGGAUCACGCCUCUGGUUCCAGUGACAGCGAGCCUCCAGCACCGCAGGGACCCUCAUCAGGAUGAAGCAGGACAGAAAACGGAUGACGUGCGAGUCAUAUUUUACUGGGCAGAGAAGUUAUGGGUUUGAAUUGAAGGGAAACAAGUGCUCUACAUAAUUUAUGAUUCCAGACUGGAACACUUGUGACGGGUUCUCCUUAAAGAAGAGACUCGGUUCAGUUGGAAGACAUAUAUCAGCUGCACCAAGGUCUAAACAUACAUAAGCUGAAAUAUGAUGUUUGUCAUUUUUAAGAGAUAAACUAAAAAAAAAAAGCUAAAAUGUGCUUUGUUAUGUCAUCCGAAGGAAUUUAUAGGAAGAAGACAUAUACGUAUAGACUUAUUUUAAUGCAUAUGACUUUAUUAAAGUAUUCAAUCGGUGGCUUUCUGCGCUCUUUCUGAUUGAUAUUUUAAACUCCUCCAGGGAGAAAUCUACAUUGUGAUCCAAAGAGCCAUCACUUUUCUGUUUGAUCGUUUCGUGACUGAGUAGAAGACGUGUCCCCUCAGCCUCAUCCUCCUCUCCCUGCCUCCCAUAGCGCUCAGGACUCCCUCAGUGCCAAAUGGACCGCAGUGCGCACCGGGAGACGCCGCGCCGCAGCGCGCAGAGGCUAUAGGCUAUUGUCUUUUAAUUUGGUUUACAUCGUUUUGUUUGCUCGGAAAGCGACCGGAAACGCGCUAAAAUAAAAGUUUGUGGCAAAUCGCAAACGAUGAGGCGAAUCGGGAAUGCUUUUUCUGCGCUCUAAGAUUGACCGUUCAUCAUGGACACAACAGAUCAGCCAAACACGACUCAAGUGGAUUCCAAGCUCGAAGCCACGCUGUUUAACUGCUGCUUUCCUCUGAACGAUGAGAACCCUCUGACACUGGAUGACAGCACAAAGCUGGUUGGAGUUCAGGUCAUUCUCAUCCUGGCCUACAGCACAAUCAUCUUGUUUGGCGUGACUGGAAACUCUUUGGUGAUUUACGUUGUCUACAAGUUUAAAAAUCUACGGACAGUGACAAACUUCUUCAUCGUAAACUUGGCUGUAGCUGACUUGCUGGUGAACACGCUGUGUUUGCCGUUCACCCUAGUCUACACGCUUUAUGACGAGUGGAUGUUUGGCCAGGUCCUGUGCUUCAUGCUGCCCUUCGCUCAGGGCAUGACCGUGCACGUCUCCACUAUCACGCUGAACAUCAUCGCUCUGGAUCGGUACAGGAGCAUCGUCCGCCACAUGGAGACCAAGAUGUCCAAAGACAUCUGCACUGUGGUCAUUGGGUUCUCGUGGGCCAUCAGCGCCCUGCUCGCCAGUCCGCUGGCCAUUUUCAGGGAGUACGGAUCCUUCGACCUUUCCCCAGAUGAAUCUAUUCAGGUGUGCACAGAGAAGUGGCCCGGGAGCAGCAUGAACGGACGCAUCUACAGCAUGUCAAUGCUUUUGGUUCAAGUCGGCGUACCCUUGGCCAUUAAUUCUGUAGCGUACAUUCGCAUAUGGAACAAGCUAAAAAAGCACAUGAUCUGUGGUCGGAAUGACCACCAGCGAAGGAGGAAGACCACCAAGAUGAUGAUAACCAUGGUGGUGCUGUUCGCUGUGAGCUGGCUGCCUUUUCAUGCGUUCCAGCUGGCGAUUGACAUAGACAGUGCUGUGCUGCACAUGAAGGACUUCAAGCUGCUUUUCACCGUGUUCCACAUCAUAGCCAUGUGCUCCACUUGCAUCAAUCCCAUUCUGUAUGGGUGGAUGAACAACAGCUACAGGACUGCCUUUUUAUCUGUGGUCAAGUGUUACCGACCCUUUGGUGUUGGAUACAGAAGCACCAAAACCAGAGAGAAACACAAAGACGAAGACAGGGAGUGCUCCGACUUCAGGUCAACCAACGUUUGACUUGGCCCCUCACUUGUGUGAAAUGAGGACAUAGAAUUUGAAACAUUUUGUGGCUAACUGAACAUGAUUACCAGAACAACGGAGAAAACUCGAGUUUAAACUUGAGAAUUAAUGGAUUAUGUUGGCGUGUGUUAUCUUUGUUGGGUUUUUUUUUCUCUGGGAACAUUAGAUCUACUGAUUUAUUGCAGCUUAACUUGGAUCAGAGCGAAAGUACUGCAACACUAAAAAUGACAGAAUUAGAAAAUCAGCUCUGACAGCUGAUGGAUAAAGAUUUCUGAUCACGUAAAACAAAACUAUAAAAGCUGGUGUAACUUCUGGGCAUGGCUGUAUAACAUGAUUUCAUUUUUACAUUAAUUAUUAUUUUAAAGACUGACUUAGCAGCCAUACAUAAAAUAGGUUAAGCAAUAUAACAUGCAUUGUAAUUAUGACACAGAACAUGUUGAAAUAUAAAUACAGCUAACUCUGAUACCACAAAUAUGCUUAGAAAUAAGUACCGGUAUUUGAAAAAUCUGAAGUUUAUUUUUGUUUCUCCUCUAAUAUUUCUCCAUGCUAGUCUUUAUGCUGUACUUAUAGGGUGUAAUGUUGACUUAUACUUGGUGUUUACUUACAGACAUCACAUUCCUCAACUGCUCGUUAACAAAAGUUAAGCUACGUUCAGAAGCCAUCCCCAAAAGACCAGAAGUUCUCAGUCAUACAAUAAAUGCAUCAAACUUAGAUUUAUUCAGUUUGUUUGCUCUGGGCUGUGAUGAUUAUUAGCACAGAUGACAAACAGCAGACCCGCUCUGUGCAGGAAUUAUCCACAUCCCUUUUCCCUAAAAGCUUUGCUAGGAUUCAGGACCCGCUCCCCCAUGUGAGCUUUGUUACAGACUUUAUGACUUAAUAUACAGUCACAGAGACAAAUCUGUUAAUGUUUUUUUUUUUACAAGAAACUGCUAAAUAGUUUAACGGCUGAGGGAAAAUGUGGCAGAAUCAUUUGUUACACAAAAAAAUGAUGCACAAAAAUGUUUAAAAAUGGUUUAUCAUGGUCAAAUUUAAAAUGAUAAACUAAUCUUUCACAAAAUAGGAGCAGCCUUUCGCUUAUCAAUCCUGCAGUAUGCAAAUUUCCAAUCUUUGGAGGCCAUUCAAGAAACUACACAAAAUGAGAACGAUAAUAGCUGUUUACACAUUUUACAUAGACAUUUGCUUCAAAAUGGUUGACAAUUCCUUUAUAAUACAAAAUCAACUUUUGUGUGAACUCCUGUUCACCUUCUUUUUGCUCAGUAUCUUUUUUGCAUGCUGGUGUCUUAAUAAUUUCUGUAUUUUCUUACGUUAAAUUAAGUAAUUGAACCUCAUAACUUCAACUACAAAGUAUCAGAGACCACUCAAUGUAAUGACUCAUAAAAACAAAUAACAUUUUCAUUGGAUUUACAUUCAUAUCACUGAUAACAUAAGUAGAUGUUGUUUACAUGCUUUUUGUUAUGGGCUUUAAAGGUGCAAUAUGUCGGAAUGAAGAAUGAAAUCCUGUGGUCAAAUUUGGUCUUUUCCUGAGCAAAAAAAUCACUUUCUCACUGCAGUUCAGUGGGUUUCACGGCUGUUGCAGGUUACAAAUCAGCACCAGAAGGUUCUAGUUGGCAAGCAAAAAGGAGUCUCACACAGUAAGAUGAUAAGUAAAUAAAUAUCAUAUCUGGUGGUAGAAUUAUUGGGUGUUUUACAGUAGGGAACACUUACCACACUCAGUGUGUUUACAUCAGAAAACAAAACUUUUGCCCUAACUGGACUGACGUUGUUUUUUUUAAAUGCAUGUAAACGCGUUAGUCUUGCUGAAGGAAAACUGGGCAAUCAUAUAAUGCGAGUGGUAACCAACUUUAUCUGCAUGUAAACGGUUCAAUCGUGCUGAUACCAGUAACUUCUGGUAGUGAUGAGACAACGGAAGCAGUUUUCUAAUAGUAACAUUGCCACAAAGUAACAUGUGAAACCCCAUCAAACAGUACAGUACAAACCGCAUAAGCGGUGCUACAGCCUUGCUGUUUUCCAUUCCAUCGGCCAUUGUGCAGAUCUUGUUUUAACUUUGUCUACUUCACCCCGCCAGCGUUUGUUUACUAUCUGUGUUGCUAUAAGCUAACCGGAAGAAUUUCCACACGAAAGGGUGUAUGUCGAACAAACAUUCGACAGUUAGUUUUUCUGAUGUAACCUAGGUAAAAGGCUCCCAGUUUAUUACUUUAGAUCAACUUAGAAGUGCAUGUAUAUGCACUGAGUUAUUACGGUAAUAAUCCACCUGCAUUGGAGGAAGUGUGGCUGUCUGCUAUUUUGCUGUUGUAUUUCUGGACGUCUAAUUAAAGGAAGUGAAACGCAACAAUUGAUUCAUAAUUCAACGUUUUGCUGCGAUAUCAAGAUGUUGGUGACUGAAAAAGUAGCUUGAGAAAGUUUUAGAGCUUCUAAUUCACCGUUAGCAUUGUUAGCUCAACAUUAGCCUUUAGCCUGCUUCACAUAAAUCUCCCAGCAUAUAAUGAGCAAAUGUUUAAAGAGUUAGUUAUCAGCUGUUCACCAGAUCAACAGAUGCCAUUUAUUAGAUAUCCUAUUACACAACACAGUUUUAAUACAUGGCUGUAUUCUGUAGAAAAUGCAUAUUUUACCCCAGAGUGAGCAUUUAAAAAACUCUUUACAACAUUUUAAAAAAUAAAAUAAUUCCACAUUUUUGUCAUGCCUAAAGAGAAAUGAAAACACUAAGUAGAAGAAAAAGUCACUGAUUGAGGUUUUUGUAAAUCAUGGAUGACAGCUCAUAAAAUCAUGUUUUACUGCAUCUCUUUCCUCUUGAGCUGAAUUCAUGGGUUUCAUGUCCUAAAUCUGCAUCAGCUGGUGGGAAAGGAUGCUGACCACACCAAACAAUAAACAAAGAAGAACAUUGUAAAUAGUUGUAUUUACAAUAUAAAAUGUUCAGUCAAAAGCUCGAUAAGCCAAAUGUGAAGCGUUUAAACUAAAGAUAAAAGAAAAAGAGCUCAAAAAUGAUUCUGAGGUCUGAACCAUAGUUACAAAGGGAUGCAGAUGUUUGCAGUAAAAGCUGCAGCAGGAAGCUGAAACAGUUUCUUAGAAAACAGAAGAACAAAGUUCCUCCCCCACCCUGCUUGUCUUUGUCGGAGUGUAAUUACCACUGCUUGCUUUUACAGUGAUUACGCUGGUGUUCAGGUUUUAAAGAGCCCUUCCUGUUGACCGCGUCCUCACUGAUUAACUUUACGGGUACGUGAGGAGCUGAGGGACUGGGGCAUUAGUUCCAGGUCUCUGUUUUUAGUGAGUUAUUGAUGGUGUAUUCAGCAUUAAGUCAAUAAUUGUUUCUUUAGCUGUCUGACAAUAUUGAGCAGCUGCUUCUGUAACAAAGUUCACUGUCAGAAUGGAGAAUAGUCCACUAGCUGAUGAACUAAAAUGAACAAUAGCUUUAAAGUAAAUUGCAUUUACCCGUCUCUGCUAAUGGAGCUUGUCUUUGGACUUUCAAAAGUAAAAGCACUUAAAU